This is a messenger RNA of Racocetra fulgida, 586 nucleotides long. Lineage: Eukaryota; Fungi; Glomeromycota; Glomeromycetes; Diversisporales; Gigasporaceae. The record is from the annotation of a GenBank genome assembly.
CACAAAAAAAAAUUACCUGGUUGUACUUGGUGUGGAUGAUGUUGGUGUAAAUGAUUUUGGUGUAAAUGAUUUUGGCGUAGAUGAUGAUGUUGGUGAUUUUGGUGUAGAUGAUGUAGGUGCUUUUGGUAUAGAUGAUGUUGGUGCUUUUGAUGUAGAUGAUUUUGGUGUAGAUGAUGUUGGUAUAGAUGAUGCUGGUAUAGAUGAUGUUGGUAUAGAUGAUGCUGAUAUAGAUGAUGUUGGUAUAGACGAUGUUGAUAUAGGAGUUGGUAUAGAUGAUGUUGAAAUAAGUUCCGGAGACGACGUUUCCCUUCUUGCAAGCUGUGGACGUGCUGAUUUUGCAGGAGGUGGUUGUGCUGAUUUUACAGGAGGUGGUUGUGCUGAUUUUGCAGGAGGUGGUUGUGCUGAUUUAACAGGUGGCUGUUUAGCAGGUUGUGUUUCAGUAUCUGGUGUCGUUUUAGCAGGUGGUGCUUUAACAGAUGGUUGUGUUUCAACAUGUGGUGUCGUUUUAGCAGGUGGUGCUUUAACAGAUGGUUGUGUUAGAGUAUGUGUCGUCGUUUUAGCAGGUGACGCAUCACAACAAUGGUAA